GUUGUCGCAGCAGCAGAUGAUGAAACUUUUGAUAAGUUGGUGAUACACUAUAACAAGAAUGACAACAACAAUGAUAACAAUAACAACAACAUGUCUUCAGUUUCGUUGGUCAAGAGUCAAUGUGGUCGGUCAGCUGCUCUCAAUGCAGGAGCGAGAAACGCCCGAGGAGAAGUCUUGCUAUUCUUGCAUGCAGAUUGUUUGCUUCCAAGCCGGUGGGACAUGGAGGCUCGAAGAUCUUUGCGGAAGAGAAGCACCAUAGCCGGCGCCUUCUCCUUCGACGUGGACUGCGAAGGUCUGGACCCUCCGACGGGACUUGAAGGGAUGAAGGAGAUGGCGCGGAUCCGAAGCAAGUACCUGCAGCUUCCUUACGGCGAUCAGGCGCUCUUCAUCUCGCGCUGUCGCUUUUGGUCAUUGAGAGGCUUUCCCGACAUGCCCCUCAUGGAGGAUUAUGCGCUUGUUACGUCGCUGCGCCGCAUCUGCCUGCAUGAAACGCUGAGGUGCUGGAACCCCAUGCGCAUCGACAUCUUGCAAGCCAAGACCAAGUGCUCAGUUCGUCGAUGGCGAUCCAAGGGAGUUGCAACAGUCACGCUAGUCAAUCAGAUCGUGGUGAUCAUGUACUUUUACUUUUGGAUCAGCCCUCCCACGUUGUACGCCCUGUACUAUGGUAGAAGACUACCAGAUAAAGUCUGACGUGAAUGUACUAUGGUAGAAGACGAACAGAUAAAGUGAAUGUACUAUGGUA
Messenger RNA from Guillardia theta CCMP2712, 742 nucleotides. RefSeq lists its product as hypothetical. The coding region runs from base 91 to 690 and encodes 199 amino acids. The transcript has 8 exons. The record is from RefSeq and is a predicted model, not a curated record. Lineage: Eukaryota; Cryptophyceae; Pyrenomonadales; Geminigeraceae.